Molecule: messenger RNA, 1131 nt
Organism: Syngnathus typhle (broad-nosed pipefish)
Lineage: Eukaryota; Metazoa; Chordata; Actinopteri; Syngnathiformes; Syngnathidae
Gene: snx21
Product: sorting nexin family member 21
Exons: 5
Coding region: 1-1131 (376 amino acids)
Biological process (GO): protein transport
Cellular component (GO): early endosome membrane
Molecular function (GO): phosphatidylinositol phosphate binding
Source: RefSeq, a predicted model, not a curated record
AUGGUGUCGCGGCUCCUGAGUCGUUUGAAGCACUCACUCUUGAAAGAUGGCUUGGUCCCGGGGCCUGAGCCGCUGUGGCGGAUGGAGGAUAGCUGCGAGGUGGAACUGGAAGAGGAAAAAGAGUCCGUGGCAGAACGACUUAUUGGCACGCUGUCUUUCGCCGGCAAUGGAGCAGCGCAACAUGGAGAGGAAGGGGAGGGGUCGGGCUUGGACAGUGACUUGGACUUCCUGGACAAGUCACUGGAAGAUGGGCUUCGCAGGAGAGAUGCCAGUUCUGUUUCUCCAGCCCCUUUCAACUUGCAAGGGACUCGGGCAGGAACUGGCCAGGCAGACAUUUUGUUGUUUGAGGUGACAAAUGCUACCGUGGUCCAAGACACGUCCUUGAAGUAUGUGCUUUACACCAUCCACGUCAUCCGGACACGUGACAGUGACAAGACACCGGCCGUCAUCGCCCGUCGUUACUCAGAUUUUCUGCGGCUGCACGCCACCCUGCUCCAUCACCGUGGAGACCAGAUGGAGAGUGUGUGUUUCCCGCGAAAGAAGCUGCGCAAGAACUUCACGGCCGAGACCAUCGCCAGGCGAAGCCGGGCUUUUGAGCAGUACCUGACGCAUCUGUGCUCCGUCCCAGCCCUCCGGGAACUGCCCUGUGUGCGCUGCUUCUUCUACCUGACAGACCUCCAGACUGGACAACUGUUUGUCAGUGUCGACCGCUACCAGGACGCUCUGGGAUCGUUGCUCAAUGCCAAGAGGCUGCAAGACAAAUUGGGCAGUCCUCCAGAUCCCCUUCAUUGGCUCUUCACUCUUGUGGGACUGUGCUGCUGCUUCCAAGGAGUGGAGCAGCUGGAAGAAGCCCAGGAUCAAUGUGAACAUGCCCUCCGUGUCCUGAUCCCCCCAGAGAGGACAAACAGGCCACUCCCAGUGCUGAUGUCAUUGUUACAGGCCGCGGUGCGCCUGUCGUGGCAGAUGGGACAAGAUAAGCGGCGAUGGGAACAGCUUCUCCAUAAGCUUGAUGAGCAGGGGGCAGGGCUGAACAGUCAACCAACCAUCAAGGAAUUUCUGGUCAAAUGUAAUCUGCAAGACAGCCAAAAGGAUGCAUUUUAUGUCAACAAACGUAAAAUCCCAUCAUUUUAA